Messenger RNA from Laccaria bicolor S238N-H82, 1020 nucleotides. RefSeq lists its product as uncharacterized. Gene Ontology annotation, molecular function: transcription coactivator activity. Bases 1 to 1020 code for a protein of 339 amino acids. The transcript is spliced from 4 exons. NCBI's taxonomy places the organism in Eukaryota, Fungi, Basidiomycota, Agaricomycetes, Agaricales, Hydnangiaceae. Gene Ontology annotation, cellular component: SAGA complex. The record is from RefSeq and is a predicted model, not a curated record. Gene Ontology annotation, biological process: regulation of transcription by RNA polymerase II.
AUGUCACUCUCAUCGACGUCUACGUUGAAGCAGCAGCUUAUCGCAAAUCUUGGCUCGAGAUCUCCUGUUUACUUUGAGGCUCUUAGCAGCUUUGUGAUAGGAAAAACGUCGAGAGCAGAGUUCGAGGAAAUGAUUAAACAGGUCCUCAGCACACCCAGUCUCCUACAAAUUCAUAACGCACUUAUCAUUUCUCUAUUUGAUGCCACCGCUACUCUCAAGCGACCACCAACACCACCAGCCCCUGCCGCUCCCAAGCCACCGCCACGGAAACGAAGACGAACACUUCUGCCAUAUCAAGGUCCUCAUACACACGAAGAUGCUAGAAGCCUCAGAUCUAUGCGCUUGAAACGUUGGACACUAGCAAUGGGCAAACGCGAACGUGAACGACUACAGAGCCUUCAAAAUCUCGCGCCUCCCACUGAUUUCCCUCAACCCCGCAAGGAACUUGAUGAGAUCGCUUGUGAGAGAGGUGUAGAACUUCUCCCAGAACGCGGAGUCCCGGCGGGCGGUCGUCCCCCAAUUCAACUACAUGCAACGACGCAUGCCCCGACAAUCCAACACAUCACGGAUAGAAUCAAUCUCAUCUGUGCACAGAACAAUCUUUGUGCACCUUCACGGACCGUGCCUUCUCUGAUGAACCUUGCUUGUGAGGCAAAACUAAAGCAAUUGAUCACCCACGCCCUUACCCUCACAUCGACAUCACACGCCAUCAACUCUAUCUCGCCAUCAACUCCAAGACAGUUAUCAUCAUCUACUGCAACAAUACACCACCAUGCUCCUCAAAAACCACCUGUGCUCGUGCCGUCCUCUUUCAAGACAUUGUUUUCCUUGUCACCCGCUGACCUUCCCAACAAAUCUGCAGCUGCAAUGCGACUUGCAAUUUUACCUUCUGCCUCGGAUGACGGAGGUGAAGAUGUUGUGGUCCUUAAGGACCGAGAGGUUCGUGAUCAAAGAUGGCAAAUUAUGGCACUUUUAGGAGAGCGCAGUACUGUUAGAGAAGGUUUGAAAGGAAUUCGAUGA